This is a messenger RNA of Harmonia axyridis, 1074 nucleotides long. It is a transcript of the gene Tmhs, whose product is annotated as LHFPL tetraspan subfamily member 3 protein. Gene Ontology annotation, biological process: sensory perception of sound. Bases 79 to 1035 code for a protein of 318 amino acids. Gene Ontology annotation, molecular function: calcium ion binding. Gene Ontology annotation, cellular component: plasma membrane. The record is from RefSeq and is a predicted model, not a curated record. The transcript has 7 exons. NCBI's taxonomy places the organism in Eukaryota, Metazoa, Arthropoda, Insecta, Coleoptera, Coccinellidae.
AGUUAUCUUAUCAGAAAAACGGAUAUUUCGUUGUCAUUGUGUUUCCGCUAGUUUUGUUAAGAAUAGAAUUUCAGUUAGAUGGGGACCUCUCAAAGUGUUUCUGUUUUCACAGAGGAAUUACUUGAUGAGUAUACGGUUUUGACAUUUCUUACUAGAGGUGAAAUUCUGACAUUGUACAAAGCCUUCAGCUCUCUAGGCUUAGAUGAGAUAGACAGUUUAAAUAAAAGAUAUCCAAUUGAAGAUAUUCAAGAAUGUUUCCCACAACUAAAGUGUAAUCCAUUUAGAGAUAGGAUUUUCAGAGUAUUCUCAUCGACAAAGGAUGGAAAAUUUUCCUUCGAGGAUAUGUUAGAUCUCUACUCAGUCAUGUCCUAUAAAUGUCCUGAUAAAGUCAAAGCAGUUUGGGCAUUUAGAAUAUUUGAUUACGAUGAAGAUGGUGCUUUGGACGAAAAAGACCUCAUGAUUGUUAUAGAUAAAUUAACGCAAAGCGAAAAAACUGGGAACGAGAUUGCAAUAGAAAAUAAGAAACAUAUAAUAAAAGUAUUAUUGGAAGAAUUUGAUUUAGAGAGUAAUGGUGCAAUUAGUCCUUUGGAAUUUCAACAUGCAGUAGCCAUUUCCAUGAUGACUGGAUGCUUAACAUAUCCAUUGGGUUGGAGUGGUGUUAAUGUACAAAGAAUAUGUGCAGACUCAGGCAUUUUCAAUCUAGGCAAAUGUGAACUCCGUUGGGGUUAUCUUCUAGCUGUAAUAGCUUGUCUAGACGCCUUUAUUCUCUGCAUCCUUGCCUUCACACUUGCUACACGCCAUUUACUGCUUUCAUCUGAUUCCGGGAGCCUAUACGAAGGUGGGGUGAAUACGGCGUAUAUGGGUGAUACAAUCAGUAUGACAGGAUCUAGAAAAUCGCUCAAUUUGUUUCCUUUGUUUUCCAUAAAUCCUGAAGGUCAAGAGGAUUUCUACGCUCAGAUGCGGCCCAGAUCUAUUCAUACCAAUAACUCAACUCAAGGUCACUUACCGUAUAGUGCUCAUAAUUUUGAAAUUUGAUAAUUUAUUGUAUGAUAAUUGAAUUAAAUUUUAGGUUUU